GGCACUACGACGCCGGGUUGCCAUCCUCUUUAUAUGGCCGGCAGGAGGCAAUCAUCGGCUACUCAUCAGGAAGGGGAUCGAUCGAUCGCCCUCGUCCCCAUCCACUGCCCGAGCCUUUGCGUGCCCGCGCCCACCUCGCCAUUGACUUACUUGAGCAGCGCGCGCGCAUGCCCACCAGGAGCUGCUAGAUCGCUCCGCUCCGUUCCCACUACUCGGCUCUCUUGGCUCCUGCAGCUGCGGCGGCGGAGCCGGGAACGAUGAGCAAGAAGAAGGCGGAGGGCAGCAAGCUGGGGCGGUGGCUGGGCGCGCCGGUGCGGGCGCUGUCGCGGGCGUGCGACUCGUACGCGCGGAGGAUGUCGGCGUGCGCGGGGCGGAUGCCCACGCACGCCGCCGCCUACGGCGGGCGUGGCGGGUUUGCGCCGGGGAGCAUGCAGGCCGCGACGUUCAGCUCGCGCUCGCGCCGCGCCGGGGCCGGCGGCGAGGAGGACGUCAACGAGCUCGUCCGCGCCAUGUCCCAGCGCCAGGCGUCCGGCCGCGGCGCCGGCGAGGGCGUGGCGGCCAGCGUGCCGGUCCGGAGCCGCAGCGUGGCGGUCGGGCGGAUCGACGAGGACGCGCCGUGCGAGUUCGGCUCCGACGACGCCGUGCGCGUCGGCGGGCCCCCGGUGCGAAGGGCCCGCAGCGUCGCCGUGGGCAGCGCCGGCCUCGCCGCGCGCGCCGGCGGGUACGGCUCCGCUAAGAAGCAGCUAGGAGUGGGCGGCGUCGUGCGCGGCUGAUAAUCCGUCCGCCGGCGCACGCGGUCGGCGGCGCCAGUAACAUCCUACGCGUGCCUUGCUAGCUUGACGUGCUCAGCCCGUCGCAAUCCUGAGUUAGUUCAGCGUCUCAGUUUGUUUGUUUGUUUGUUUCCUGCGUGAUGUGUGUUAGCGUGUGCGUUUUUAGGGGAUCAGGGUUUGUCACGACCUGCCGGUGGCGGCCAUGGCCAUGUGAGCCAGGGACGCCACCAAUACAUGCGUGCGAAAGAUUGAAGCGUGUGUCCAAGCAACAAGAGGGUCUGGUGUACAUACAAUAUACAACGAAUACGCACCGCUACUAGCCACGUUCUUGAUUCGCCCGUCUCGUCGUCGUCACCGCAGCCGGUGGCCUGCAUCCCCACCGCAGCCCGAGCCGGUGGAGUCCAUCCAAUUCCAAGCCGGCCAUUCGACCGCCAUUGUUUUACCUUAAGCUUUGACCUUGAGCAUGUGCUAACGGCAUCUACGCGAUAGCUAACUCGUCCGUCGUCCUCGCUCGUCAGCGUGCAUGUGUGUCCGCUGAAAAAAGAGCAUUCCCGAUGAUUGUUGAUCGUAUCUGUCUUUGUCCGUGAGUGUUAUCUCUCGUUCUAGUGCUGCGUCAGUGCCCCCAAGUGUUCGGAUACGGUGUACUGGUAACUUGCUUGUGGGCU
Molecule: messenger RNA, 1435 nt
Organism: Panicum hallii
Lineage: Eukaryota; Viridiplantae; Streptophyta; Magnoliopsida; Poales; Poaceae
Exons: 1
Coding region: 258-773 (171 amino acids)
Source: RefSeq, a predicted model, not a curated record